Molecule: messenger RNA, 1254 nt
Organism: Theileria orientalis strain Shintoku
Lineage: Eukaryota; Apicomplexa; Aconoidasida; Piroplasmida; Theileriidae
Exons: 2
Coding region: 1-1254 (417 amino acids)
Biological process (GO): transport
Molecular function (GO): transporter activity
Source: RefSeq, a predicted model, not a curated record
AUGAAGGGAGAUUUCUACAGCUCGCUGCCCAUGUUUAUAAUCGGGUUCAUGGCGCUCGCAAUCAGCUUCUUUAUCGCUAUGUUCACCCUUCUUCAACACCUUCUUCACUACACCGCCCACAGACUUCAGCGUUACACAGUGCGAAUCCUAAUAUUUUUGCCCAUAUACGGAGUUCUGACGUACACGUUGCUGAUUUUUCCGAGGCUGUUUGACCUGUUGUCCAUGCUCCGGAACGCCUGGGAAGGGUUUCUCAUCCACUCGUUCCUGUUUCUAAUGCUCGAGUACUGCGGGGGCGAGAGCGCGUGCGGGGAGGCCAUAUCGAAGCACCCCUCGAUCAUUCAGCAUUUGUGGCCGCUGAGGCUGAUAAGCGUCUUCGGCCUGAACGAGGACAUUCCGCUCAACGUCGGCUUCGUGAAGCGCUCGAAGAUGUGUACGAUCCAGUACGCAAUCAUGCGUCUGAUCUUCUCGAUGCUGCUCAUCGGAGUGCACAUAUCGGGGUACAAGUGGUCGGGCUUCUUCUCAAUAUCGUCCACAGUCAUUCUGAGCGUGAGCCUGUACGUGGCGCUCUACUCGCUCGGCCUGUUCUAUCUGGCUAUCAGGGACCACCCCGCCCUCUCCAGGGCCCACUCGCUCACAAAGUUCUUCUCCCUGAAGCUGUGCUUUGCCCUCUCCUUCUACCAGGGCCUCAUCCUCGACCUGUUCCUGCUCGGCCUCACCGACAGAUCGAUCCGCAUAAAGUCGUUCGUGCUCCUUCUGGAGACCGUCGCCUUUGCGCUGGUGCAGCACCGAGCUUAUCGUAUUACUGAGUUUUACCCGAUCACCUACUCCAAAGAGUCCGGCAGGAUGACCCGGCUGGAGAAGUUCAAUCGCUACUUGUCCUUCUGCCUCGACGACCUGAAGGCGAUGAAGACCACGCAGGGCAUGAGCACCAUCAUCACCAACGCCGGCAACGCCCUCAACCUCUCCGACUUCUUCAAGGACACCUACUACAACAUUAGUGAGAAGUACAAGGAGCACUCGAUCUUCGUGUCCGAGAACAUCGUCAACUCCGACAUAGUGGUGGACGGGGCUCCCGGCGGCGACCUCGAGAUGAAUCACAUGGACAGUUCUCUUAGCACGAGCGCCACCCCUGUCGCCUCCGAAUCAGCCAAAAAGGCAGGCAGUGAAGAAAAUUUCGCUGAUUUCAAGAAGGUCAACGACUCAAUCAACAACGAUCAACGCUGCAACGAGAUUUCAAAGCUACAGUUCAUCUAG